Coregonus sp. 'balchen' is the source of this 27861-nucleotide messenger RNA. The record is from the annotation of a GenBank genome assembly. Lineage: Eukaryota; Metazoa; Chordata; Actinopteri; Salmoniformes; Salmonidae.
GUCCAUGGGGCCGGUGUAUGGGCAGCGAGUGUGGCCCAGGGGGCAGCCAAAGCCGGGCGGUGUGGUGUGCCCACUCUGAAGGCUGGACCACCCUGCACACCAACUGUGACCAGGCCGAGCGCCCGGAGAACCAGCAGAGCUGCUUCCGCGUGUGUGACUGGCACAAGGACCUGUACGACUGGCAGCUGGGCGCCUGGAACCAGUGCGUGCCUGUGUCCAUGCGGAGCACCGGGGCAGUCCAGCGGCCGGCCGUGUGUACCCACGGCGAGGAGGGAAUCCAGACACGCGAGGUUGGCUGCGUCCAGAAAGUGGAUGGUGUGCCCGCGGAGGAUGUGGCGAUUUGUGAAUACUUUGAGCCCAAGCCCAGGCUGGAGCAGGCCUGUCUGAUCCCAUGCCCGCGGGACUGCGUGGUCUCCCAGUUCACCCCAUGGACUUCCUGUUCGAAAACGUGCGGCACGGGUCUUCAGAAUCGUGUACGUUUUGUCCUGGCGCCGCCCAUGUUCGGGGGCUCGGCCUGCCCUAAUCUGACAGAGUUCCAGACGUGUCAGCCAGGUCCCUGCGCGGGCCCAGAGAGCCUCUAUAGUCUAAGGGUGGGAUCCUGGGGUCCCUGCUCUGUACCCCUCCCUCGCAUGGCCAGGCAGACUCCCACCCUUAGUCAGGGUAAAGAUGUGGCUGUCCCUCGCCGGCUUCGCAAGGGCAGAGAGGGUAAAAAGGGUAAAGAGGCCAAAGAGGGCAGCGAGGUGCCCACCCCACGCCAGCCUCGUCUGAGCAAAGAAGAAAGGAUGAAAAGAAAGGAGGGGAGAAAAGGCAGACAGGCAGCCAAAGAAGGACGCAGGAAGAACAAGGAAAGAGUCAAGGAGCGGGUGAGAGAGCGGGCGAGGGCGAGGGGGAGGGUGAAAGACCCAGAGACCAAGGAGCUGAUCAAAAAUAAGAGGAACAGGAACAGACAGAACCGACAGGGAGGGAAGUUUUGGGACCUGCAGGUUGGAUACCAGACCAGGGAGGUGACCUGUGUUCACAGGAGCGGCAACCCUGAUGCACUCAGGUAAGUCGCACUUAUAAUUUAAAGUCUCUCUUACAGUGCCUAUAGAAAGUCUACACCCUCAUUGGAUUUCUUUACAUAUUAUUGUGUUACAAAGUGGGAUUAAAAUUGAUGUGAUUGUCGUUUUGUUGUGAAUGAUCUACACAAAUAGUCUGUCUAAGUGGAUGAUUUUUUAUUGUAUUUUUACGAUUCAUGAAAAAUAAAACAAUAAUAUACCUUGAUUCGAUACGUUUUCACCCCCCUGAGUCGAUACAUGUUAGAAACACCUUUGGCAGCGAUUACAGUUGUGAAUCUUCUUGGGUAAGUCUCAUAAGAGCUUUACACUCCUGUAUUGUGCAAUAUUUGCACAUUAUUAUUUUCGAAAUUCUUCAAACUCUGUCAAGGUGUUGUGGAUCAUUGCUAGACAGAAAUGUUCAAGUCUUGCCAUAGAUUUUCAAGCAGAUUUAAGUCAAAACUAACUUGGCCACUCAGGAACAUUCACUGUCUUCUUGGUAAGCAACUCCAGUGUAGAUUUGGGCUUGUGUUGUAGGUUAUUGUCCUGCUGAAAGGUGAAUUCCUCUCCCAGUGUCUGGUGUAAAACAGACUGAAGCAGGUUUUCCCCUACGAUUUUGCCUGAUUUAGCUCCAUCCCUUUUCAUCCUGAAUAAAUUGAUGUCAAGCAUACCCAUACCAUGAUGCAGCCAUGACCAUGCUUGAAAAUAAGGAGGCAGUUACUUAGUUAUGUAUUGUGUUGGAUUUGCCUCAAACAUAAGGCUGAGGAUUUAGGCCAAAAAGUGUAUUCAUUUGCUGUGUUUUUUUGCAGUAUUACUUUAGUGCCUUGUUCCAUUGUCAACGGUGACGUGUAAAUGUAAUGUAAAUGUAUGCGGUGAGUGAAGUCAAGCGCAGGACACAGAGCUACUGGCAGACAUACUUUACCUAACCAGUAAAAAGAACAUACAAAACAAAACCUCCUAACAGAGCAGGAAAACAAAUACACGCAUACGACACAGCAAUGCCGACCUUAUGGGAAACAAAAACAAUAACACACAAUUUACCAAACGAGAGACAGGGGUAAAUAUAGUGGCAACAAUCAAACAUAAUAGCAAACAGGUGUAAACACUCAAGACUGAACAAGACAAACACUGAAACAUCGAUCGGCAGCAGCUAGUACUCCGGGGGGACCCAGCACCUGCCCGGAACGUAAGCACCUCGGCAGAAUCUGCAAACCCCCCACCGACACCUGCAAUCCACGAUGGACGGACUGAGUACGCCGGAGCCCCCCUUCGGACGCAGGAGGCGCGAGAGGAGCCUACUCGUAUCCCUCAUCCGGAGGGACUAGCUCUAUACCCACCGUCCUGGAGACACAUGCAACGAGGUACUGCAAACCCCCCAUCGACACUGAAUCCGAUAACGAUGACUCGUCGAAGCCCUCAGGACUUUAGUGGGGGCCCCCUAUCCAUCCCGAGACCAGCUUCACGGCAGGGCAGACAAGGGACAGGGUUGUCAAUGCCAGAAUUUUGGUCAAACCGCCGAACCCAGCUUCCGGCCAGGGCAGGCGAAAGGGGCUGGUUUCGGGUCCGAGAGCCAGACACUGAUCUUCCCGGUGCAUAAACCGGACCCUCACUGCGGGUGGCGAUCGGGCGCUCGGCUUUGCCUUAUGAUAGCCCGCUGCAGAUGGACAUGCGCAGCGUUCCAUGUUUCCUCCGAGCGCCGAAACCACUCAUCCACCGCAGGAGCCUCGAUCGGCUCUGAUGCCAGGGUGCCAGGACCGGAUGAUAACCCAAACACACACUGAAAAGGCGUAAGAUUAGUGGAGGAGUGGCGAAGUGAGUUUUGGGCUAUCUCUGCCCAGGGGAUAUAACCCGACCACUCCUCCUGCCGGUCCUGGCAAUAGGACCUCAGAAACCUACCCACAUCCUGGUUUACUCUCUCCACCUGCCCAUUACUCUCAGGGUGAAAACCCGAGGUAAGGCUAAUCGAGACCCCCAAACGUUCCAUAAACGCGCUCCAGACUCUAGAGGUGAACUGGGGACCCCGAUCAGAUACUAUAUCCUCAGGCACCCCGUAGUGCCGGAAGACGUGAGUAAACAGGGCAUCGGCCGUUUGUAGGGCUGUAGGGAGACCUGGCAUCGGAAUGAGACGGCAGGCCUUAGAAAACCGAUCCACAACGACCAGGAUCGUGGUAUUCCCCUGGGAGGGGGGAAGGUCCGUGACAAAAUCCACCGAUAGGUGAGACCACGGCCGUUGUGGAACGGGUAGAGGUUGUAACUUCCCUCUGGGCAGGUGUCUUGGUGCCUUACACUGAGCGCACACCGAGCAGGAAGAAACGUAAACCCUCACGUCCUUAGCCAAGGUGGGCCACCAGUACUUCCCACUAAGGCAGUGCACCGUUCGACCAAUACCCGGAUGACCAGAGGAGGGUGACGUGUGAGCCCAAUAUAUCAGUCGAUCACGGACCUCGAGCGGCACGUACCUCCGCCCCUCUGGACACUCUGGGGGAGUAGGGUCGGUAUGUAACGCCCGCUCGAUUUCCGCAUCGACCUCCCACACCACCGGUGCCACUAGACAAGACUCUGGAAGUAUGGGAGUGGGCUCAAUGGACCUCUCCUCUGUGUCAUAUAGCCGGGACAGGGCGUCUGCCUUACCACCUCAUAGGCAGGGAGUUUACGCUCCUGAGACAGAGGAUACACAUGACUACGAGGAAGUGCAGCGCCUACCUGGAGGUCUAUCGCACAAUCCCCCUGUCUAUGAGGUGGUAAUUGAGUCGCCUUCUUCUUACAGAAGGCGAGUGCCAAAUCUGCAUACUCAGGAGGAAUGUGCAUUGCAGGCAUUUGGUUCGGACUUUCCACCGUCGUUGCCCCUACGGAAACACCUAUACAUCGCCCGACACACUGAUCAGACCAUCCCUUGAGAGCCCUCUGUUGCCAUGAAAUGUUCGGGUCAUGAGAUAUUAACCAGGGAAGCCCCAACACCACGGGAAACGCAGGAGAGUCAAUCAAAUACAACUGUAUAAUCUCCUCAUGACCCCCCUGCGUCUUCAUCUUAAGUGGCGCUGUGACCUCCCUAAUCAAUCCCGACCCCAAAGGGCGGCUGUCUAGGGCAUGGAUGGGGAAGGGCACAUCAACUAUCUGCCUUCUAGAAAAUGUAUGGCCAUAGUGUGUUGUUGUAGAAUAUUACAUAAGGGUUGGUUUUAGUAGGCCAUGCCUUAGAGUGAUGAUAGUAGUCACAGUCUGCAUUCUUCUUCUUCUGUCCUCAUGUCUUCUCUCAUUAGUUUAUUCAAUGUACCCUCAAAUUAUUUAUUUAUGCUGGCACAAGCUUUAUAGUAUUGGCAAACAUGCUGCCUUUGGAGGAAAAAAAUUAUUAUGAGAGGAACUCACAUUAAUAUUACUCCACAUUAGUGCUGCAGCUUAUUAAUAUUACUCUAAUGACUUGUUUACUCUGCAUUUAAAAUAUUUAUGACUUUUUUUGCAACCUCUUUUCCUAAACAUCUCAUCUGAUGUGAGGGUUCAGUCAAUGGAACCUGCAAUGUUUUUGUUUUGUAUUUUUAUUAACAUUUAUUCUCUGUUUAACCGAAUAACUCCUCGUCUUCCAAAGAAACAACGGAAGUUCAUACUUUUCUACAGAGUGAAGUUAGUUUCAAAGCUUCAGAGUUACCAUAACCUCCAACUGAAAGCAUUGUGAUAUUCAGCGAUUCAUUUAUAGCAAAUAUUAAUAAAUAGAUACGAUGAUAAACGGCAUCCUUGUUUUUGCACCUCAAGAUAAUGUAAUAUUCUCAGAGAACCAUUAUUGAGCAUUAUUUAUUUGGUCAGAUCAACUGUAAGAGUUAAUUGGAUAAUGAGUAGAAGUGUCAUGGCUUUCUUGCAUUCUCCUCACUGGGAUCCAUCAGACGACGAGAGGCCUCAACCAUAACAUCUAUGAAAAGGUCAGAGGAUCAAACCGCUGUCCCUUUCCAUUAUCCAACAUCUUGCAUCAUGUCCAUCUCUAUGGGUGGCCAUCUUACUGCGUCCACAUAGCAUGGUCAUGAAUUAAUAUUACGGAAUUAGCUGAAGCUGGACUGUAGGCUAUAGUUGGAGGAUGUUUGGGUGGUGGUGGUGGUGGUAGAAGUUUUCAAGGCAUGUUUUAUUGAAUGGUCUCCAUUCAUCUCCACUCAUGUACACGUGCUUUCUAAAAGGCGAUGUCCCUCUUUGUUGCUAUGUGAAAUGCAUAUAUCUCCCCAUUCUGUCUCUGAGGAUCGGGGUGGCUGUUAUGGAGGUCACUCAACACUGAAUAUAUAAAUCCCACUCUCUUUGUCACGUCUCCUCCCAUUGCUCCCCUCCGGCGCUCUGAUUCGCCGGUCUACUGAGCCACCGGUCUGAGCGCACCACCUCGGCAACACAGGAAUGGAAACCCUACACACCCUAAUCACCUCCAGCGCACCUGCACCUCAUCAUCCCAUCAGCACCACUAUAUAGCCCUGUUCAGUCAUUGUUGUGUGUAAUUGUUAGCGUGAGUGUCGUUUACUCACUCUUUGUUAUUCUCUAUCUCAUUGUUAAGUAAACCUUCACCUUGUUGAUUCCUGCGUCUGCGUCCUGCCUCUUCGUAUCCUCAGUACUCCUCACAGAAUUACACACCUCUCACGAAAAUAGAUGCAGCAGGUAAUCCUCCUGGUUUCCUAGUGCCUCGAACAGCACCAGAAGCAGCUUGCCCAGCCUGAGUGGGGGUUGCCCACUGUGCCACUGCCUUCUCCGCUACACGUCACCUCGUUGGACAAAAAAACACUUGGAUCAGGCACCAUUACGCACGUCACUCUCCCCAUCAUCAUCACCAUUCCCACACUACCGGAGCACCACAAAGAGCUGUCAUUCCACAUCGUCACGUCACCCCUUCACCGGAUGGUCUUGGGAUUACCCUGACUCAGACUACACAACCCCACCAUCAAUUGGAUCACCAAGAGGAUCACAGCCUGGUCCACCUCAUGCCGGACGACCUGCCUGCCGGUGGUUUGUUGUUCCAUGUCAGUGGAGAGUCCGGAGUCCGCCCUCCAGCCCAACAUUCCACGUGAGUAUGCAGAUCUCUCCAAUGUCUUCUCUUCAUCAAAGGCUAGGUGUCUCCCUCCUCACAGGCCCUGGGACUGUGCCAUUGACCUGCUGGAGGGACAACACCCCCCGAAGAGUCACAUUUAUCCCCUUUCCAAGGCACAAGAGUCACAUUUAUCCCCUUAUCUGAGGCAAUGGAGUUCAUCAGACGCUCUACCUCUCCUGCCUCCGCCAGCUUCUUCUUCGUGGCCAAAAAAGACGGAGGACUGAUGCUGUGCAUUGACUACAGGGGGCUGAACGCAGUCACCACCAAGUACCUGUACCCCCUCCCUCUGGUUCCGUCGGCCAUCGAGCAGCUACGAUGGGGCCCGGUACUUUACCAAGUCGGACCUGGGGAGUGCCUACAACCUGAUCUGAAUCCGGGAAGUAGACGAGUGGAAGAUGGCAUUCAGCACUACCUCAGGCCACUAUGAAUACUGCAUCAUACCCUACGGCCUCACCAAGGCACCUUCUUUUUGAAAGAAACAUUAAAUGGUCGUGCAUAGGGAGAUGGUCAGAGAAAAUCAUAGAUAAUUGAAAUUAUGGGAAACCACUUUUAUCAUAUUCCCAUAUCUUCAAGUAGCAAAAAUUAUAUCUCUAUGAUCUAGGCCUAUCCUAGGAUUAAUGUUGAGAAUAUGUGAAUAUUCCUCCUUUAAAGUGAGGAAUAAUGUGGAGGUAUUUUAGUUUUUUUAGGAGCUACUUAUAGAAUCCACCACAGAUGGCUGAACUGAAGCUCCCAAAGAGGCUUAUCUGAUAUGAUACUGACAAUGUACCAAAUGGCAGGGGCUCAGGGUCAUGUGUGUUUACUGUUAUAGAAGCUAUAUAUCUUGAAAUAUAUUUCAUCUCACUUCAUUUAACAUUGGUCAUUAUUUAUUAAUGUCAUGCACAUGUCACCAAUUUCAAUGAGUGUUAUAAAAUACUGUAUCAUAACGCCUGGUAUGCCUUUAAUAUGAUGAUUAUGUAGGACAGUAUUUGCAUUAAGUCGAGUUUCGUUUGAGAAACUUUCGGGGAGUUUAACCUAAAUGUUUUGAGUUGUUUUAAAGGCAAUUAUCCCUAGCUCAUUUCACAUAAAAAGCAGAUCAUGAACAAUUGGUUUCUCUUUUAAUAUUUGUUUAUACCUUAAUUGAAAAGGAAAUUAACAUUUAGUGAAAAACACUAAAAUUAGAACAGAGCAAUCAGCAUUAAGACUUGUAUCUGUCGUAGGUGUAAAAUUGUCAAUAAUGGCUAUUUCUCAGAAAGUUUUAAACUGUCAAGAGGAGUGAAACAAGGUUGUCCACUAUCGGCAUAUCUAUUUAUUGUGGCCAUCGAGAUGUUAGCUAUUAAAAACAGAUCCAACAAUAAUAUCAGGGGAUAGAAAUCCAGUGCUUAAAAACAAAGGUGUCAUUGUACGCUGAUGAUUCAUGUUUUCUUUUAAAUCCACAACUAGAAUCCCUCCACAGCCUCAUAGAGGAUCUAGAUACAUUUUCUAACCUCUCUGGAUUACAACCAAAUUAUGACAAAUGUACUAUAUUACGUAUUGGAUCACUAAGAAGUUAAAAUGUUACAUUACCAUGUAGUUUACCAAUAAAAUGGUCUGAUGGUGAUGUGGAUAUACUCAGAAUACAUAUCCCAAAGGAAAUAAAUGAUCUCACUUCAAUACAUUUUUAUAGAAAGUUAGCAAAAAUAGAUAAGAUCUUGCUACCAUGGAAAGGUAAAUACCUGUCAAUUUGUGGAAAAAUCACCCUGAUUAACUCUUUAGUAUUAUCCCAGUUUACCUAUUUGCUUAUGGUCUUCCCUACGCCUAGCGAACAGUUUUUUAAAUUAUAUGAGAAAAAAAGAUUCCAUUUUAUUUGGAACGGCAAGCCUGACAAAAUUAAACAGGCCUAUUUAUAUAACGAAUAUGAAUUCAGAGGACAGAAAUUAUUAAAUAUUAAAGCAUUAGACCUAUCACUAAAAGCUUCAGUCAUACAAAAGUUAUACUUAAAUCCGAACUGGUUCUCUAGCAAAUUAGUAAGUUUGUCUCACCCAAUGUUCAAGAAUGGCCUUUUUCCCUUUAUUCAGAUUACAACCACUCACUUUCAGUUAUUUGAAAAGGAGAUAAUCUCCUAAAUAUCACUAUUUCUAAAACAAGCCAUAGGAAGUGGGUUUGAAUUUCAAUUGAAUCCUCCAGAAAUGACAGAACAUAAUGCAACAAAUAUUGUGGUUAAACUCAAAUAUACUAAUUGACAAAAAACCUUUUUGUUUUGACAAAAUGUUAAAAAAAAGGUAUAAUCUUCGUAAAUGAUAUCAUCGGUAGGACUGGUGGAGUUAUGUCGCACAUGCAGCUAACAAAAACAUAUGGAAAUGUCUGCUCUACCCAAAAUUACAACCAAAUAAUUGCAGCCUUACUGCAAAAAUGGAAGAGGAAAGUGGACGGGGGAGAAUGUAAGGAACUUGUUUGUCGGCCUUGCAUUAAAGAACGUAAUUGGUUAAGGAAAACUGUGAUAAAUAAAAAGUAUAUCAGUUUCAUUUAAGGACCAAAGGAUUAACAGCCGUCCCACAUAGAUUGCAAAAUAGUUGGGAAGAGAUUUUUGACGUACCGAUCCCAUGGCAUAGUGUUUAUGAACUGAUACGCAAAACGACACCGGAUUCAAACUUAGAUUCUUUCAAUUUAAAUUAUUAUAUACAAUUCUUGCUACCAAUAGAAUGUUAUUUAUAUGGGGGAUAUAAUCUUCCCAGCUCUGCAGAUUUUGCUGCGAAGAGACAGAAUCAUUAGUUCAUUUGUUUUGGUACUGUCCAUUUGUAGCUUGUUUUUGGACACAGGUCCAGGAAUGGAUAAAGGAUUGCAAUAUUUACCUGGAGCUAACCUUGCAGAUAGCAUUACUGGGUGAUCUGAAAAGUCAUAGUCAAUCGAUCAAUAACAUAAUAAUACUUUUAGCAAAAAUGUUUAUUUUCAAUUCACAAUCUGUAGAAACAAUGAGAAUAGAAAGGUUCAGAACUUUUGUAAGACAUCACAGUACAGUUGAAAUAUAUAUGGCAAAUAGAAAUCCUAAAUGGAUGGUGUUAAAAGAUAGAUGGGAGGUGUUGAAUGGAAUUGAAGGAUGGGACUAAUAAUAACUAACAACAAAUAAUAACAAGACAACUAAUAAUGUAAGCAUACUGUGUCCAUAAUAAGUAUAUAGGUUGUAGGUUGGGAGCUUUUGUGAAAGAGCACAGUUAGAAAGAUAUGGCAUAUAGAAGCAAACCGGAUGGACAUCAUGAAAAUGAUCGGAGAGGUUGAGAGCAGAGGAAGUUCAGGAGAAAAAACAAACAAAAUAUAAUUAUUGUAAAAUUGACCAUAAAAUGUAGAUAGUAGGUAUAAGCUGGAAGUAGAGGCCUGAGCAUUGUUGAUCACUAGUUUACUCCAAGUAGGGAAAGGGUGGUGGGGUUGGAAAGUAAUAAAGGGGAAUAUAUAUAUAUUUUUAAAGGAUAUGUAUGUGUAUGUAUGUAUGUAUGUAUGUAUGUAUGUGUGUAUGUAUGUGUGUGUGUAUUUGUGUAUAUGUGUAUGUGUAUGUGGAUAUAUAUAUAUGUAUAUACAUAAACAUGGGGGAUUGGAAGUGAUGCAGACAAUUACAUUGAUGGAAGUUACAAUCUAUCUGCAAUAUUAAGCUGAUCUACCCCCCCCCCCCCCCCCCCCCACAAAAAAAAAAGAAAGAAAAAAAAGACUUUUAUCUGUCUGUAAAACUGUGUACAUCUAUAAUCGUAUAUUUGGGUCAUAUCUCAGAUUUCUGUUGCUUUGGAAGAGAGUAUCUGCUGAGUGACUAGAAUGUAAAUGCAGAUGUAGGUUUGUAGAAAAGGUAUGUUGCAAAUUCAGAAUGAGUUCAAGAGGUUUGAAGCUAACUGUGAAGCUCCAGUAUUGGAUUUUGCGAACACGUUUGGCCUUAUUUUACGUUGUUAGAACACCUUGCCUCAUUCCUUCGACCAAACACCUUCACUGAUUCCUUUGACCGUAAUUAAUGAACCCCUUGUCUCUUCCCUCCAGCCUGUGUUCUCAGGAGUCCCUACCAGUGACCUACCAGGCCUGCGUCCUGACCAAGGACUGUGAGGUGAGCGACUGGACCGACUGGUCGCCCUGUUCCAAGGACUGCUACGAGCUCAACGGGCCCACGGGCGAGCGCACACGCACACGACGGGUACAUCUGUUCCCUGUGGGAGGAGGGGCGGAGUGCCCCAUACUGGAGGAGAAGGAACCCUGUACCCCUCAGGGAGAAGGGGUACCCCCCUGCAUCGUGUAAGUACUCUAUAACCCAACAUUUAAAAAAUGUGUGAUUUCAAUGUCUUAUAUGGAUGUCUAUGUUUAUGAACAGUAUAGCAAUUGUGUUAUUUGUAUGCUGUACAAGGAAUUUCCUCAUCAGAUGAUAACUUAAUUUUCCAAUCUAAAAAUUAUGCCAACUCACAUUGGUACUCCGAAAAACAUUGGAAUACCUCAAAAUGUCAGCCAAUCAAGGAUUGCAGAUGAUCAAUUGAAGUGAACUUCUACUCUGCAGGCUGGCUGACAGUUACAGUUAUUCUCUCUCUAAAGUGCACUAUGGGUAAGCCGCCUGUCUGUCUCCCUACAUAGCUUUGCUGACUAAAAACAAUAAACACUUGCAGAUAAUACAUCAGACACUUGUCCAGACAGGGCUGGUGUGUCUCUAACACUAAAAGUGUAUGUGCAUACAGUAAGUGGUUUGAGUCUGUGUUAAGUGAUUAAGGCCAUGUGGCCGGGAACGUUGGCUGGUUGCUGUAAUAAUAAGCCAUUUAGCAGACACUUUUAUCCAAAGCGACUUACAGUCAUGCGUGCAUACAUACAUUAAUUUUUUUAUUUUUUUGUGUAUGGGUGGUCCCGGGGAUCGAACCCACUACCUUGGCAUUACAAGCACUGUGCUCUACCAGCUGAGCUACAGAGGACUGUAGCUAAACCAUCCAACACAACAGCAGUAGUGGUACUAAGAGCACUGGGGAGUUAACAGUAGGGGGAGGAGCCACAAUAACAACCCCACUACUAUUGGGCUGUGGCUUGUUUGGUGUCUGCUGGCUUAAUAUUCACAGCCUGAAGGGGGAGAAGGGAGGGGGGGGGGGUAGGGUUAGCUUCAUUGUGUGGGGUGAUGAUGUAGUGCUGAUGAGAGGGGAGAGGGUGGGGGCGACGGUGUGAGGGGGCAUGUGGAAAGAGAUGGCGAGAUGGGGAGGGGGUUGGGUAGUGUGUUAGGUGAUGGUGUGGUGGGCAUGUAGGGAGAAAUAGGAGCGAUACAGAGGUGGGAGAGAUGGGAGGGAGGCGGUAAGAGGGUGUGUGGGGCGAUGGUGCCAUACAAGAGAGGGGCAUAUCAGGAGAGAUGGAGAGGAAACAUACAGCCCAGUCUUUGGCUCAUUGCCAGUGAUGGAGGAAAUGAUGAAUGGAGUGUGUCUAGAAAAGAGUCAGUCGGUUGGCGCGACGUCUAAUCUGAUCCCCCUGCCACACACACACACACACACAGAUGGGUGUGUUGACACACCAUCACUUUCACACCCGGUAUGCAGUCAUGUGCUGUGAUGGCAUGCGUGUGUGUGUCCUUAAAUUACUCCCCCCCCAAACCUGUACAACUCCAUGUGGAACUAUACUCCUACCUGGUGUGGGGAGAAAGGAAUUUCCUCAAUCUGCAUUUUACACCUCUAGUCUGUUUGAGUGUUUUGACCUGCAGUUGCUAGCUAGUUCAUUUUGCAUGACAAAAAUUAUUACAUUGGGUUGAAACUAAAUUGUUACAGUGAGUUUACAUGAGGACAUCAGUCAGUCCAUAUAUUUUUUAAACUGUAUAGAGUAAGGUUAGUAUGCGGAUCAGGACAUAACCCAUGUGUUAACAGCUUGUGAGCUUGGUCCCUAGGCUUCUUCCAUGGGGUAUAGGUUCUGUGGGAAAAAUUUGCCUGUUUUCUGUCCCUGAUAACGAUGAAAGGAAUAAAUCAAUGUCGGUGGACCAAUGCUCCCUUACUACCAUUUGAAGAAGACCAGGAUAAAAGAGAGAUGAAGAGGUGUGAACCUUGUGGCAGGAGUCCAAGUUCAGUUAGUCUUAUUGAGGGAUUCCUCGUUUAGAGUGUCCCCAUCAGUGUUAGUCCCAGACCCCCAGACCUAGCUAUGGACCGCAACUCCUAGGUGCCUCGUUGUCCCACAACCUCACCAUGGCAUCGGCCAGGGACCAGUAAGAGACACUCCACUCAUGAAUAUGGAGCCCUUUCAUUGGUGGUGACCUCAAAUAAAUUCCAUUAUCGCCACGGAGACCGAGGCAGGGCGGCCAUUUUGUGACCCCGGGGUGGAUUUGAACUGAAAAGCAAUACGUAACAUUCUCACUAAGUACUUUAAGGAACCUUUCAAGUUCUCUUGAAGCAGAUCCUAGAGCUUUCUUUGAAUUCAGUGCUGAGCUCAAAUCUGUCUUAAUAGACUGCUCUUUACAGUUGAUCUGUUUCAGUUUAAUGUAGCUGAGUCCUUCCACUGAGGUCCAAUGAGGUACAUUUAGGUCAUGAUGUUCUCUUUGGGGACAUUCAAGAUGAAUUGUAGAUCGUGAGGCACUCUGUGAAUAUACUCUCACCGGCCAGUUUAUUAGGUUCACCCAUCUACUGUAGUACCAGGUCGGACCCCCCCUUGCCUCCAGAACAUCCUGAAUUCUUCGGGCAUUUUACAAGAUGUCGGAAACAUUCCACAGUGAUGUUGGUCCAUGCUGACGUGAUGGUAUCACGCAGAUUCAUACCACGCUCAAAGUCAUUUGGGUCACUCGUUUUAACCAUUCUAACAUUCAAUCGAACAGUAACUGAAUGCCUUGAUGCCUGUCUGCCUGCUUUAUAUAGCAAGCUACAGCCAUGUGACUCACUGUCUGUAGGAGCGAUCCAUUUUCGUGAACGGGGUGGUGUACCUAAUAAACUGGCCAGUGAGUGUAUGUUGACGGUCAAAUACAUAGAGAACUCCUUUAAAAUAGUCUUUCUAGUAGAUGCACAUUGCUUAACGUCCACUGAGCACACUCAAAUGCAUGCUAAUGUUUACUUCCCGAAAAACCAUUUUGCCAACUUCUCGCUGCAAUUUGUCUGAAUUACUAACCAUAAUAAAGUAUACAAAUAUGAUUGUGUCCCAAAUGGCACCCUAUUCCCUAUGUAGUGGACUACCCAUAGGUCUCUAUUGAAAGUAGGACAUUUUACAGGGAAUAGGGUGCCAUUUGGGAUGCAAUAAGGAGUUUUAGCUUGUGCUUCGAAAUGAUGUAUUCAUUGAAUUAGAGUAAUGCAAUGUUUAUUGCAAUGUCUUGUACCCUCUGGAUAAGAGCGUCUGCUAAAUGACGUAAAUGUAAAGUACUCUCUAGUUGUCAUCUAACAGGCAUUGGAACGUGUACUACCACAGGAUAACUCUGAUGAAAGAAAUAGAGCACAAUAAGACGAAAAGGAGAAAAUAAACCUAGGCGACAUUUACAAACAGAACGCAUCAACAGCAUUCAAACCAAUUCAACCAUUUAUUUAUGUCUGCAGAUCUUUUUAUUGCGUAUCUUAUUGUGUCAUACAUAAUACAUUUGAAACAGUCAAUCAAAGGUGCCAUCAAACUAAAUGAUGCUUAACAAGCUGUGACCUUGUAGGACAUUCAGGCUUUGGUUGUGCAUCUGCUCAAUCAAUCUGGAGGGUGCUUCAUUCACAACAGGUAUAAAAGAUGGCUAAUAUUGAUGUACACUUUCUUGCUCUACUAGCCACUCAUAAUCACUAACCAUAUCUCUCUCCAUCAUCUUCCUUUAUAAGGACCACAAUGGGAAUGGCUGCAUCAGAAAUGGCACCCAAUUCCUGUAGUUCAACUGCUUUUGGCCAGAGCCAUAUAGGAAAGUAGUGCACUAGGGAAUAAGGUGGCAUUUUGGGUGCAAACUAUGACUUAAUUUUGUCAUCCUUGAUGAUUGAAUUAAUGUACAUAUUAUUUUCUAUCUAUGUUGUGUAGAAAAUCGAAUCAAAUCAAUCAACCUUCGUUCUCCUCUGCAGGUACAAUUGGAAGACAACGGAGUGGACCGAGUGCAGGGUGGACAUGUUGCUAAGCCAACAGGACCGCCGUCGUGGUAAUCUAACGGGGCUGUGCGGGGGCGGAGUCCAGAACCGUGAGGUGUACUGUGUCCAGGCAACCAGCGCCGACCCCGCCUCCAGCGCGCUCAAGAGCAAAGAAGGUAACCUGACCAGCAUGCAACUGUCCUUUAUCCCCAAUGUGUAAUCGUUCUCCCAUUCUGAUAACUCAUGCCCCUCCCCCAUACUAGGUCAUCUCUCUCACCAGGCGUGUGUCUAUAGAAAGCCCAUACCCAUUGUGUAUCUUUAGUUCCCUCCCAUACUGCUGCCUUGUCUCAUUGUACAGAUCUCUUCCACCUUGUGCACUGGAGACUGAGCACUUUUGCUAAGGCCGCACUCAUGCAGUCUGACAAGAACAGCGUGAAAUGAGAAUGUGAACUGUGCUAACGUGCCCUUACGCAACAGCAAUAAAUUAAAUGGGAUACCCUGGGCAGCCAAAAUGCAUGCACUAACGGUGCAGAGAAUAGAAAUAGCAUUGAGGAAUGUGUUUCCCCAACCAGGGUCUUUGGAGAUCCUAGAAGCCUUUCACGUUACAAAAAUGGUGCAUCCACUGUGAAGAAAAUUCUCUACAAAAGUGUCUUACACGAGUGGUAGUAGAUAUCAUUGGCUGCAUCCCAAAUGGCACCCUAUUUCCUAUAUAGUGCACUACUUUUGACCAGCGCCUACAGUGUUAUAGUCAAAAGUAGUGCACUACGUAGGGAAUAUGGUGCCAUUUGGUACGCAGCCAUUGACUGCCUUUGACCCAGAAUCCCCCUAACAAAUGUCAACAUGACAGGACAGCAUAUCCACACAGUCAGCAGCAGCAGAAUUAACUCUCUAGUAACUGUGUUCCCAGAUAAUGUAUUAAAACUGUCAUCACUCCCUUGGUAAUGUUACACACACACAUGCAUGCACAAGCACGUGCACACACAUGCACGCUCACACACACACGCGCGCGCCCGCGCACACACACCAGGCGGUAAUUUAUGAACUCCAACUGAAUCAACUCCAACUGAAUCAUCAAGUUUGCUGACGACACAACAGUGGUAGGCCUGAUUACCAAUAACGAUGAGACAGCCUACAGGGAGGGAGGGCCCUGAUGAUGUGCCAGGGCAAUAACCUCUCCCCAACGUCAACAAAACCAAGGAGCUGAUCAUGGACUACAGGAGACAGAGGAGGGAGCACCACAUCGGAGAGGGUCAAAAGCUUCAAGUUCCUUGGUGUGCACAUCACUGAUGACCUGAAAUGGUCUCAUCACAUCGACACCGUGGUGAAGAAGGCACAACAGCGCCUCUUCAACCUCAGGCGGCUAAAGAAAUUCGGCAUGACCCCUAAGACCCUCACAAACUUCUACAGAUGCAUCAUUGACAGCAUUCUGUCGGGCUGCAUCACUGCCUGGUACGGCAACUACACCAUCCUCAACCGCAUGGCUCUUCAGAGGGUUGUAAGGUCAGCCCAACACACCAUCUGGGGACGCUGCCUGCCCUCCAGGACAUCUAUAGCACUCAGUGUCAAAAGGAAGCCCAAGAAGAUCAUCAAGGACCUCAGCCACCCAGGCCACAGUCUGUACACACUGGUACCAUCUAGCAGACAGAGACGGUAUGGAGGCAUUAGAGCCGGGACAGAGAGACUGAGAAACAGCUUCUAUCACCAGGCCAUCAGACUGUUGAACAGCCAUCACUAGCCGGCUACCUGCCCGGUACUCUGUCCUGCACCUUAGAGACUUUUUUGCACACAUACUCCCACUCACUCACUCACACACACACACACACACACACCUCAUACACAUGCAGACUCAUGCACUCACAUAAACACUCACACACACACAUACAGCCAAAACUGUUGAGUGUACAAAACAUUUUUCCAUGACAUAGACUGACCAGGUGAAUCCAGGUGAAAGCUAUGAUCCCUUAUUGAUGUCACUUGUUAAAUCCACUUCAAUCAGUGUAGAUGAAGGGGAGCUAAAUUUAGCUGGGGAGGUUUGAGCCCUGAGUUCUGACUCGACUUGUGCACACACCCAAAAUCAUCUAAUAUUUUCUGGCUCUGCACACACACAACACAUGCAUGCACACACACACACACACACACACACAGACACUUUAGCACCAAUGUGUGAAGUGGAACGGGAUAUGAGGAUGUCUUUAUUCCACAUUACAUCUGGAGCCGGGUUGUAUAUGUAAAUAUGAGUGGAUGGGGAGGGAAAGAUUAAGGGAGGGAGGGAGAGGAAGGAACCGAGGCAGAGAGGAGAACAAUGCAAGGAGGGAAGAGAGAGAGAGAGAGAGAGAGAGAGAGAGAGAGAGAGAGAGAGAGAGAGAAGAGAGAGAGAGCGCAGUGGUGCGAUAUGAAAUAUGAGUGUGGGGUAAAGUAGGUAGCACUACUUAGUCAGUUAAUAUGUAAGUGAAGGUAGCUGGUAGCAAGCCCAUAUUUAUCCAGCGCUGCCACACUAACUCCCAGACAGACCAUCUGGUCAGGGGGCUCAACUGGCCACCGCUCAAAUAAAUGAUUAAAAUGAUUCCAGCUGCUCUCAGACAGUCAGACAGAGGAGGCACUUUGCUAAAGAAAAAAUGUGAACCGCAACUUUAUAGAUUUUUCUAAUCUUGUGAGCGUCUUGUAUUUGGAAGUGACAGGGUUUGCUAGAUGACACAAGUGAUGGUGACAGUUGCAGAGAAGGAGUGGGAGUGGGAGAAGGACAGAUAGAGAGGGAGAGUUGGAGGUAGGGAAGCACAGCAAGCCCACCUGCCGUAACACAUAUUUUCCUUUCAAUCCUUUCCUGUCUGCUCUAUGGCACAAUUACAACUCCCCCAUCCACUUUUGGUAUUCCCUUACUCAUUCUCCAGUCUCCUCUCUCGAUCUCCUUCUCAAUCAUCUCUCUUGUCUUCAAAACCAAACAUUACACACCUGGAACCUAAAUCAAAUACACAGUUCUGGGUCAUUAUAGGGAUCUACACAGAAUUGCUCUCAUCUCUGGCAAUUUACUGCUGAAUCUAUAAAGCAUUAUACACAUAUCUCCAUCUCAGCUGUAACAAUUGCGGGUUUCCUUGCGGACACUGAAGCCUGGAUGGAGAGCUAAAUCUUCAGUCUGAUUUAAGCUGAUGUAUACUUGUUUUUUGCUUUCAACAAUGAUGUUUUAUUCCCUAUGCGACAUGACUGAGGCUGGAUAGUUUUGUGUGUGUGUGUGUGAUUAGUCAUUUAGGCUUGUCACUUUCCUGUAUGUGUAUGCAUUCUCAUUCCAUUUACAUAGGAAAUAAGCUUUAUUCGGACACAAAACUCACUCAUUCAAUCAUUCUGGGGAUUACAGUUGGCUUCAACAGACCUAUGUUAUGAUUGCCAAAAUGCUGCUGAAAUGAAGUGUGGAUUUAUUAAACUAUUCCAUGGGGGGGUCAGAUAUGGACAACAGGGAAAAGCAGCUGUUUCAAUUUCUGUCUACUACCAGUUACUGGAGGCAGAGAAAGAGGGCGGAAUUGAGAGCGAGAGGAAGGAAGGGUGCAGGAAGGCAGUAAAUCUGAUGUUACUGUAGUUAUUGGCUUUGAUGGUCAUCAGUUCUAGCCAGCUCUGUUCUGUUUGGUUAAAAUCAAUAUGGAGCCUUAUUAGAGGGCCCAUAGAGACAUUCUGUAGCUAGCAGUAGAAUGGCUGGCUGUGUGAUGCCAUCCGGAAGUAGAGUUAUUGAUGAUGGCAAGGGGUGACAGAGAGAGGAGGAGAGGGGUGAGGCACAGGUGUCUGCCUGGGAUUGGAGGUCCUAGUUUGGCCCCAGGAACCCCUGUGUGGUGUGUGUGUGUGAGGGUGGGUAGAGUAAAGACAAGACCAUCUGGCAGGAGAGAGAGCGAGAGACCCAUGUGGCACCUCAACCAAGGUCACCCAGCACGGAGACGUUCAUUAAUCAGCCUUUGUUAUAAUGGCAAAGAGGAUGAGAAAAUACAGUAGCUACUUCAGUCUGCACACACACAUACACAUACACACACACACACACAUUAGAUACUUUAUAUUGACUAGGAGAGUGGGGCAGAAAGGUCCAUUGUCUACCAAAAUAGCCAUGCAGCAUAGAGGAGACGUAGCCACUUGUAAAAUGGCUUGGAUGAAAAUGGGCUGGUGAACCGUGCAAUAAUGUGGCGGGACAAGUAAACAUGUGGCAUCAUUAUCGUUUCCAGUUGUCACAUUGUUUAAUGAUUAGAAGACCGGCGCAGGAAUACGUAUUAGGGGUUUUAUUUACUCCACCCAACACAAACACGUGUAUAUAUAUACCAAAAAGUGUUACAGGAGGGGGUCGCAGUUCCGGAGCGACCCACUAGGUGUCAUCCUCCGACAACCUUAGGCACCUCCUCACUCACAGUCGGGACUAAUCAUCAUCCUAUUGGUGUCACCUGUGUCUAUCGGUUCACCUGUGUAUUUAUGCCCUCACUUCCCUGCGUUCCCUUGCUCAGUUUUCUCUGCUAGUUUCUCUAUGUCCAGCAGUACUACUCAGUGUCUGAUUGGAGAGCUAUGUACAGGUACUUGAGAAGUGUUCUCCCUGUUUCGUUAUUUGUUUCAGUCUUAGGUAGUAUUUCGUAUUUUGGCUGUCAGCCGGUUUUUGGAGACUUAUUUGCUCUGCCUUUCUUUUAUCAUGAUAAGUCCGUUAUUUUGUAUUUUGGCUUCGGGACCACCAGUAAAGAUCCUUGUUUCACCAUCUCUGCCUACUGUAUGUCCUGGGUCACACCUCACCCCUUACAAAGGGAUGUAACCCAAACAAAGAGCGAGGUGUAACCUCUACACAAUACACGGUACUCACAAGACCAACGGACAUGGGACACAGAGGGCACAUAUAUACACAUACUAAUCAGGGGGAAUGGGAACCAGGUGUGCUUAAUGAGACAAGACAGUCCGUGGGGUUGGUGGUAAUGAACCAAAUCAGUGACACCUAGAAAGCCAGUGACGUAGACCUCCAGAGCUGGUGAACGGAAUGAGCAGCAGUACUGGGGGGAUCCGUGACACCAGUCAUUACCGUUUCCAGUCAUGAUCAUUUCCAGUAUAAUUGCACAGUACUGCGGACUGUGCAAUUAUAAUAAUAAUAAUAAUAAUUUGGUGAGUGCUUAUAUUUGUCCUAUUUCACACAUGUACAAAUGAUGUUGCGUGACGAGUGAACAUGUUGCAUCAUUAUCGUUUCCAGUCAGUAUUGUUAACGCCAGACAAGUGCACACACACACACACACACACACACACACACAAUACUGACUGGAAACGAUAAUGAUGCCACAUGUUUACUCGUCACGCAACAUCAUUUGUACAUGUGUGAAAUAGGACAAAUAUAAGCACUCACCACAUUAUUUGUAUUACUUCAUAGGCUUGUCUGUGCCAAUGGCCUUCUUAAGUGGCGUAAGUAAGCAUCCAUUCAAUACACUUUAAAGCUUACGCAUAUGUAGCCUACUCCCCUUGAUUGUACCUAUUCAGCUACCGUUGCCAGAGGGAUUUUAUAAUUACUAAAAUAAAUUAGUACGCUGCGCAGAUUGAAUUUUUUUUAUAAUCACUUGACAGGCACGCACCACGCACGUACAUACACACACACACAUUUUAACAGACACUAUUAAAAGGACACACCUUUGGCAAAGUGGAGGAAAUUUGCAUGUGAAUGAGUCAGACUCAGGCUUCAGUCAAAGCAUGGUGAUGGAGCGGUGGGAAUGAUUAAUCAGAGCAGUGACCUUGUAGAGGGUCACCUACGGCUCAUUGAUUUAUCCACCGUGUGUGUUUGUGUGUGUGUGUGUGUGUGUGUGUGUGUGUGUGUGUGUGUGUGUGUGUGUGUCAUUGAGCAGCACUAGGCCUCCCCUGAGCCUGAUCUGCCGUUUGGGGAUAGAGAGCGAAAAAAAGCCUUUGUUGUUUCAAACUAGACUGGAUUUAGCAGGAUGAUUAAUACAUGAAAGGCCAUACUGUUUACCAAAUGUUUUCUUGGAUUUGAGAUAGCGUGAGGGUAGGAAUAUUUAUUACUAUGAACUGCCCUGUGGGGUUUUAGUUGGUGUGAGUUUUAUUCAUGACUGGUGGAACGAUUCAUGAUUCGUUGUCAUCCAUUAGCCUGAAGUUUUAUCCCACUACACAGAUGGAGAGAGACAGGCUAAAAGUACAAUAGUUAGAUCCACAGUGACAGUAAUAACAGAUAGAACUCAGUCUGUAAAGUAUAUUAAAUGUAUGUGGAUAGUCUCUAAAUGCAUAUCACUACACUACCUAGCUUUCAUGUUUUUAUAUGUCUUCAUACUUGUAAACAGUGAUCUAUGCCUAGCCUUGCGCCCAACAUGAACCAUUAAUGCCACAUCCCUGCCCUGUUCUGACAUCAUGUCUCUGUGUAUCGCUCUGUGUUUCCAGCCUCCAGGCCCGUUGACGGUGACCUGUGCCUCAGCCCGCCCCCCAACACCACCCAGCUGUGCCACAUCCCCUGUCCUGUGGAGUGUGACGUGUCCUCCUGGAGUGCCUGGGGACCCUGCACCUUUGAGAACUGCCUGGACACAGCUGCCAAGAAAGGUGGGUGGAGCACAGCUCUAAUGACAGUUAUGCCUAAGCUUUAGCUUUGUGGGCUAACACAGUCUUGACUUUGAUACCCAUUCAGUCACAUAGAUGGCCAUCUUGAAAUGAUGGCAUUGGAACACCACACACUGGGUGUAACAUAGUAAUAGCUAUACUUUAGUAAUGAUGAAUGUGAAAACAUUUUUAUUUUGAUUACUCCUGGCUGGGAUACAGCACCCAAGACACUAUAUCCUUGGUGUUGAGCAAGACAUCUUUUUCGUCUAGAGACUCAGGUUCGAACCCGGUCGAUCACAUAGGUAGCCAUCUUGAAAAUGAAACAGGCAUUGGUUACACUGUCAAUAGCAGGUCUUAUUUAUAAUUGUGUCCUCAGUCUGUAUCCAUCCAUCAGUCACUUCACCAGUAACAAUAAACUGAUAACAUGAUUUGAGAGCUUAAGCUGUGUUCAGUCUGGUAUAUGUACGCAACACUACUCCAGAAUCCAUCUUUAUUUGUGUUGCAUUCAGCUAAAUGUUGAGUUAUGAUAUGUAUUGAGUCUCAAUAUUGAUUUUCUUUAUCCUCUUGGCAAUCCUCUUGGCAAGCCCCUGGAACACAACAUAAAUUUGGAGUUAUAGCGUGGUUCAAAACGGUAUAAUAUAGAUAUAAAAAACACUGUAGGUGAGAAAGCAAUCAUUGUUGCAUUUAAAAGAAAAUAUCUGUUACAGUAGUAUUAGAAAAAUAUGUAAAAAAAAAAAAAAGUGUGAAACAUCACAGCUUCCAUAUAGAGCACAGGUGUAUACAGUAUAAGCAAUAUGUUGAUAUUGACCUCUCUCCUACAGCCAAUACCAUGUCUACAGUACAAUAGCGUGGGUUGCCAUCUCAUUCCCCUCAUUCUACUCUUCCUCUGACAAAGACUAAACAGGAGAUAAAUAGAAGAGAGACAGAGAAAGACAGAGAUAUCGAGAGGGGAUGCUAUACGGAGGGCGGAGGAGGGUGGAGGUGUCUCUACGCCCUUUUUGUUAACAGCUAUUCCAACAGUAGGGGCUGAAACACACACAAACACACACACACACACACAGACAUGCUGGCUGGCUCACAAACACACACACACACACACACACACACACACACACACACACACACACACACACACACACACACACACACACACAGACAUGCUGGCUGGCUGGCUGGCUGCUCAGACCUUAAUUAUCCCUGGUACAGGAACAGAAUGGCAGCAGCAGCCCCCUCCAUCAACUCCACUAUGGUGACUAAUGCAUAUUGACUCUACCCUAAUGAAGCAUCUCAAAUGGAAGGGAAGCCUAGAAAUUGUCUCCCAUGCAUCUUAAUGAUGAAUUCACUCUUGCGCACGUCUUAAUCUCUCUCUCUUAUUUUCUUUCUUUCUCUCUCUCUCUCUCUCUCGCUCUCGUCCCACUACACGCUCGUCUCGCAUCUCACACUACUGUAUCUCAUAAAGUACACACACAACCUUGACUGGAUGAGUGUGUGUGUGUUUGUACACCCUGGCUCUCAUUAGUCAAGAGAAGUAGACUCUCAGACAUUUCUCUGGACACUUGUUUAUCCCUGUAACAACGAACUCCAUACAACAUCAACAUGCCCUGAUCUCCCAGCCUUCAUUCAAUCAACGUUUGUCGCUCUUUGUGGUGGCUGUCCAAAUGGACUGUGCACACACACUGUGAUUGUAUCUAUCUACCAAUAUUUGAUGGAUUCUAGUAACAUACUGCACCGUUAAUGGGAGAUACGUUUUCAAAAUAAUGGCUGGUUUCUUAGAUACGUUCGUCUCAGCCACGGCCUUUGAGAUGUUGCAACACCAUACCGUAUUGGAGAAGUCAUUAUAGCCUACACAUACUUCUCCAUCAGUAUGUUUAUCUGUGCAAAGAGCCCCCAGGCUCUGACAGGGUGGAAAGGCCUCAGUCAAUCUGUUCACCUUGCUUUCCUUUACUGUGGUUCGACAGACAGUAGUGAUAUUAGAUUUACAUAACCUGGCUGGACCCCUAUCCAUUCCCCCCUCUAUAACACCCCCCCCCCCCCCCCCCCCCCCCCCCCCCCCCCCCGCCCUUCAACUUUCCUAAACCCUCCACCUCUCCUCUCCUCUUACACUUCUCUUCACACUCUCCCCAACCUUUUCCUGUUAAACUCUCCACCUCAACCCUGACAUCUGACAACACACCUCCAUCUUCCAGCCGGCCCUCCUCAUUAAAUAGAGGGUUCGGGGAAGAAUAGGAAAGAAUCCGAAAUAAUCCGAAGAACGCGAGAGUCAGCCAUCAUCCACCUGAGUCCUCCAGUCCUGCUGGCUCCCCCAUGCUCCUUUCUUAUCAGGCUGGAGCAGCAGUGGGGAUUAGGCCCUGGGGCUGGGGGCAGGCUGACUUGGGGCUGGGCAGGCAGGGGUUAACAUAACACAAACACACACACAUAUGUAGGUGCAGGCACACAAGGCACACACACACACACACACACACACACACCUCCCGGGCCCCAGCCCCAGCCAUCACCACUUCCAUGUCCUUGAGCAAAGACAGGGGAAAGCCCUCAGACUUGGAAAAACAAAUAUUAUGAAGGUAUUAAUGGAUUGCUGCAUCCAUUAGUACAUGAGUCACUUUGGGUAAAAGCCUGGCUUAAUGAGGAGAGAACAAUAAUUGUGAUGAGUGUGAUGGAAAGGAGUCAGGCGCAGGAGGGUAAUCACCGAAUACAGAGUUUAUUCCUUCGUAGACACACAAAUGCGCUCAAAUAGCGCUCAACGAAACAGGCACAGGGGAAACUAUCAUCUCUGGCAAAUACACUGUAACAGAUAUCCAAUAAUACAUAGGCACAGGGGAAUAUCUACCCUGGCAACAAUAUGUUACGUGUAGCUCCACCGAGCUCCACUACUCUCACAAAUAACAAUCACCAACAAGGACAAGGGGGCAGAGGGAACACUUAUACACAGACUAAUGAGGGGAUUAGGACCAGGUGUGUGUGAUUGACAAGACAAGACAAAUGUGAUGAUGAUUGGGGCGGCAGUGGUUAGUAAGCCGGUGACGACGAACGCCGAAGCCUGCCCGAACAAGGAGGGGAGGCAGCCUUGGCCGAAGUCGGGACAAUAACAGUCAUAAUGGGAAGCUGUUUCUCUAAUGUCUGUCAUCUUCUGGAGCUUAGCGGUCCUGCCGUGUUAAAGAAAUAAAUGCUAUAUUACGGUUAUCAUCAAAGACACAAUGUGACUGUAGCAUAGUAGAGGGAAGUUCAUGUACCGAAGUUAGACAUUAAGUUGUGACUCCAUGAAAAUCAUGUUUAGCUACCCUGAAAAGCGCUACCACAAAGGGGGAGGUUGGUGAUGAGGGAGGCCCUGAAAAGCGCUACCACAAAGGGGGAGGUUGGUGAUGAGGGAGGCCCUGAAAAGUGCUACCACAGAGGGGGUGGUUGGUGAUGAGGGAGGCCCUGAAAGGUGCUACCACAGAGGGGGAAGUUGGUGAUGAGGGAGGCCCUGAAAGUUGCCACCACAGAGGGCGAGGUUGGUCAUGAGUGAGGGGGUCGUGUGUGAAAGUCUGUUAGUUCCUGCUGUUUAAAAAAAUAAUGAAAAGGUGACCUGUAUGUUGCAAAACUAUACUUUAUUGAAAUGUUAUUUGGGAUAGUAGAAGCAGAUCGUGGAAUGGUAUAAUUAUACAGCUAUGUAUGGUUCCAUGGCAGCACCAGUAUACCUAUUUUCCUGUCUUUUCUUACCAGGGUUCAAACUGAGGAAGAGGAGAAUCGUCAAUGAGCCGACGGGAGGAACAGGAAGCUGCCCUCACUUGGUGGAGGCCAUACCAUGUGACGAACCCAGCUGCUAUGAUUGGCUGCUUGUGAAGCUGGAGAAGUGUAUCCCGGACAAUGAGAGAGAGUGUGGACCGGGCACCCAGAUACCACAAGUGCAGUGUGUCAACAGUGAUGGUAAGGAGAGAGAGAGAGAGAGAGAGAGAGAGAUAGAGAGCAGAGAUCGGCUACUCGAUGAGUAGAGAGAUAGAGCUGUAGAUCGAGAGAGAUAUAUAGAUCAGAGAUGCGAGGCGAGCUCGAGAUCUCUCUCUCUCUCGUCUAUCUCUCGAUCCUCUCUAUCCUGUACGUCCUCCUCUCCUCUCUCUCUCUCUCGCUCCUCUCCUCUCUCUCUCUCCGCUAUACUCUCUCCUCUCCUCUCUCGUCCUCCGAUAGAUCCUUUCUUGUAUCGGUGUGUUAAUUACCAUGUAACAGUUAAUAUUCAUGGUUUGUUCAGUUGUGUUACAAUAUGUUUUGGGUGAAUUGGAGCUCAGAGACUCAUAUUGUUUUGGGCUUUAGCUUUAUUGCCUUGAACUGUGCCUGCAGGGGUUCGGCCGUAAACUAUGCCCAACAGUCUGUUUGUGUGUGUGUUAGCCUUGGACCGCAGCCCAACAGGGUAAUUGCUGUUUCUGUAGCAAUCUUGUUUUAUGGAUAUUUCUUUCUUUCUCUAUUGUUUGUCUAGUCCUAAGAUUGCAGAGCUAUGGAGGCUUGUGUGUAUGUGCACGUGUGCGUGCGUGUACAUGUGUUUAUGUGUGUGUGCUCCAGCAUGUGCGUGUGUGUGUCUGCGUAAGCGUGCCUGUGUGUGUGUGUGUGUGUGUGUGUAAAGCUUUGUGCUAAAGGGUUUGACUGCAGCCACACCAGCCACAGCGUGCUGCCUGAUAUCCCAUGGGGCCGAGGGGCCAGGCACGAGCCACUGCUGGUCGUAAUUGUGCUGGCUGAGACACACAGAGAGCUGUGCUGGCACUGCCAGAGGAGGGACACACACACACACGCACACACACACACACACAUACACACACACACACACACACAUGGACAGAGCUAGAUAUACAGCACUUGCUAAUUCAUGUUCUCUCCAAAAGAAACUUGAAUACUGAGACAGAAUUCAGUUAGCAUGUGAGAGUAAAUGAAACAAUAACCAUAGUGCUUGUUGCUUUUGGCAAGCACAGUGAUAUUGGCUUGUAGUACUGACGUGGUCCACCAUUUGAAGACUGAAGAGAACAGCUUGAUCUGGUUGGUUUGUGUGGUCUAAUAGUCAAAUAGGGCACAAAUUGAAAUCAUUGUCUCAAAUCAUUGUGCCAAACCAAGACACUAAAGUCAAAGAGACGCAAAACUCCGCAAUCCCCUUGUCACACAGAUUGCAUUAUUCUCCAAGCGUGUCUGACACAGAGCAAACAUUUGUUAUGGCAUGUGUAAUAGGAAGCAGUGCACCUGGGAGGAGUGUAACUGAUGCAUUUUUUAUGUGGUUUGGGAGGUGAGAGUUUUAGUCAGGGAAGACCGAAGGGGCCUUGUGUUUUAAUCGGGGAAGACCGAAGGGGCCUUGUGUUUUAGUCAGGGAAGACCAAAGUGGCCUUGUGUUUAAGAGACAGAGUUUAAUCUCAAUAAUUGAAUUCACCCUAAUUUAAUUAAGUUCAGAAUAAUGGAGAAAAUAAGCAUAGCUGACUUGAGAAUUUAACAAUAAAAAUGAUUAGGAGUGUGAGUUUUAGUAUGGAUGAAUACAGGUGUAAUUCACCUGUAAAGUACCUUAAUAGAUUCAAUAUAUCUGAAAUAGUUCACCUUAGUUUAAGAUGAUUAAAUAACCCACCAAUUAAUAAAAGGGGACAGAAAUGAGAAAUGUAAAUGGCUUGCCUUCACACUUUAUUAAUGAUUCAAUUAGGGACCGUGUAUUGUAAUUGUAUUUUACAUCCUGGGAAUUUUCUGUUCUCUCUCGUUCGACUAAGAUUCACCGUAUGAAUAUAGCAAUUAUCAGAAGAUUCGUGAACCAUAGCACACUGCCUGCUAAUGAUCACCCUAGGGAGUGUGAGUGUGUGUGUGUGUCUGUGUCUGUGUGUGUUGGUACUUCUCAACCAGUUCUCAUAUUAUAACAAUAAUCAAGGUCCCAUUCACAUCAGCCAGAGCUUCGUGCUGCCUGCACCAGGCUGUUGCCGUGAUGAUGACGAUGGUGAAAGGCAUAUUAGUCUAAUAGUCUGUUCUUUUCAGAGGAGGAGAAUAUCUAUAUCGUAUGUUGAAAGAUUUAUGGUACAAGAUGAAUACUAUUAGGAGUGAGAAAGGGAGAUAACUUUUUACAUAAGGUAGUAAUAUUGAUGAGAUGAAACACUAACACUAGUCUCUCUCAACCACCCUCUCUGCUCACAGCUUUCUCUCUCAACCUCCCUCUCUGCUCACAGCUUUCUCUCUCAACAACCCUCUCUGCUCACAGCUUUCUCUCUCAACCACCCUCUCUGCUCACAGCUUUCUCUCUCAACCACCCUCUCUGCUCACAGCUUUCUCUCUCAACCUCCCUCUCUGCUCACAGCUUUCUCUCUCAACCACCCUCUCUGCUCACAGCUUUCUCUCUCAACCUCCCUCUCUGCUCACAGCUUUCUCUCUCAACCACCCUCUCUGCUCACAGCUUUCUCUCUCAACCACCCUCUCUGCUCACAGCUUUCUCUCUCUACCACCCUCUCUGCUCACAGCUUUCUCUCUCUACCACCCUCUCUGCUCACAGCUUUCUCUCUCAACCACCCUCUCUGCUCACAGCUUUCUCUCUCAACCACCCUCUCUGCUCACAGCUUUCUCUCUCAACCACCCUCUCUGCUCACAGCUUUCUCUCUCAACCACCCUCUCUGCUCACAGCUUUCUCUCUCAACCACCCUCUCUGCUCACAGCUUUCUCUCUCAACCACCCUCUCUGCUCACAGCUUUCUCUCUCAACCACCCUCUCUGCUCACAGCUUUCUCUCUCUACCUCCCUCUUCAACUCACCACUCCCUAUUUCCUAAAUACUUUUCAUGCCUUCCUACCUCCUUAUUCUCACCGCUUUCUAUUUCCCUCCAUCCCUCCCUACAGACACAGUGUAUUGUGUAUAUUGACCCAUUUAGCUAGGUGGUGAACAAGCCCAGCCCAGGUAGACUUUCUGUCUACACCCUGGUUUCUUCAUUCAAGGUGGCCUCCCCAUCCCUUCUCCCCAGUUAUAGAGACAACAUGGCUGCUGGCUGCAGUGAGCUUGCUUUUACAGCAGCACCCUGUUGAAUCAGAUUUAGUUACUGGUAAAUUAGAUUACCUGGCGCUUCUCCACACAGUCGGUUCACAUUUACCCUGCCUGUCUUUCACAUUAGGGUGUUUGUGUGUGUGUGUGUGCAUGUGUGUGCCUGUGUGCAUGUGUGUUCCCCACCCGGAUGGAAUGAGGCAGGGUUGAAUAGAGGAUAUGUCAAACGAUGUCUGGUGCUUUUCCAUUAAGACACAGUUCAGACCCAGCUAGAGGAGGAAGGGGGGUGGGUUUCUGAUGUGAGGUGUGUUGCCUCUUUGAUCAGUUGGGUAGCUUGCAGAGCCGAGGACAGACAGCCG